This is a messenger RNA of Pyrus x bretschneideri (Chinese white pear), 1464 nucleotides long. RefSeq names its product nicotinate N-methyltransferase 1. The record is from RefSeq and is a predicted model, not a curated record. Gene Ontology annotation, molecular function: S-adenosylmethionine-dependent methyltransferase activity; O-methyltransferase activity. Lineage: Eukaryota; Viridiplantae; Streptophyta; Magnoliopsida; Rosales; Rosaceae. The coding region runs from base 176 to 1285 and encodes 369 amino acids. The transcript is spliced from 4 exons. Gene Ontology annotation, biological process: methylation.
GUUGUGUAAGGAAGAAUUUUCCUAAAAUAUGGUUGUAACUUGUAAUUUAAAGAUCCAGAAGAAAGAGGAGACUUUUAUUUUAUUUUUUAUUUUUUUCUGAAAUAAUAAGAGUAUAAAGAACUCGAAGAAAAAGAGAAACUGAAAUAUAGCCUCUAGGUCAUCAUCUCAUCAGGCCAUGGAGGGGAAUAACCAAGUGAGUCACGUGACCGCAGGGCCAAGCAGCAGCAGCAGCAACGAAGCAAGACUGGCUAUACUGGAGCUGGCCAACAUGAUCAGCGUCCCCAUGUCUCUAAACGCCGUUGUUCGACUUAACGUCGCCGACGCCAUCUGGCAGGGCGGUUGCAACACUCCCCUCUCCGCCUCUGACAUACUUGCACGCGUCCUCCCUAAUGGCGGGGGCGACGCCGAGAACCUCCAGCGCAUCCUCCGUAUGCUCACCAGCUACGGUGUGUUUGAGGAGCAUCUGAGCAACCUGGACGACGGCUCCGACGACAGAAAGUUCUCCCUCACUCCAAUCGGUCAAACCCUCGUCACGGACCAAAACGGCUUGUCGUACGGCCCUUAUGUCCUCCAACACCACCAGGAUGUGCUUAUGGGAGCGUGGCCGAUGGUUCACGAGGCGGUGGUGGACUCCACGGUGGAGCCAUUUGUCAAGGCGAACGGUGAGCCGGCUUACGAGUACUACGGGAAAAAGCCGGAGAUGAACGGCCUAAUGCAAAAGGCGAUGUCGGGUGUGUCAGUGCCGUUCAUGAAGGCGAUUUUGGACGGCUACGACGGAUUUGAAGGGGUGGAGAGGUUGGUGGAUGUGGGAGGGAGUGCAGGGGAUUGCCUGCGGAUGAUCCUACAGAAGCAUCCUAAUGUGAGGGAAGGAAUUAACUUCGACUUGCCUGAAGUCGUUGCCAAGGCACCAACUAUAGCUGGAGUGAGUCAUGUUGGUGGUGACAUGUUCAAGUCAAUUCCUAGGGGUGACGCUAUUUUUUUUAAGUGGAUUUUAUCAACGUGGACGGAUAGCGAAUGCAAGGUGAUACUGGAGAAUUGUUACAAAGCACUUCCGGAAGGAGGUAAGCUUAUAGCUUGUGAGCCGGUGUUGCCGAAGAAAUCAGACGAGAGUCAUAGGACCCGUGCGCUCCUAGAAAACGACAUAUUCGUGAUGACCAUCUACAGGGCCAAGGGCAAGAAUAGGAGCGAAGAUGAACUCCGGCAGCUCGGUCUCUCCGCUGGUUUCUCCCAUUUCAAACCAUUCUACAUCGAUUAUUUCUACACCGUCAUAGAAUUCCAAAAGUGAAGUUUCAUUUGGCUUAAAUUCAACUUUGUUGUGCUUUGCUCCUUUUGAUUAAGAAGAAUAAGAAUUGUAAAACUUCCAUUUGGCUUAAAUUCAACUUUGUUGUGCUUUGCUCCUUUUGAUUAAGAAGAAUGAGAAUUGUAAAACUUGCAUUUGGCUUAAAUUCAACUUUGUUGUGCUUA